Polistes canadensis is the source of this 1261-nucleotide messenger RNA. Its product is annotated as enoyl-CoA delta isomerase 2, mitochondrial. Bases 177 to 944 code for a protein of 255 amino acids. The record is from RefSeq and is a predicted model, not a curated record. The transcript has 6 exons. Lineage: Eukaryota; Metazoa; Arthropoda; Insecta; Hymenoptera; Vespidae.
UUUCGAAAUAAAUUAAUCAGAAGUAUCUUUCAAAGAUUUAUCUAACUGUAAAUAUUUUUUUUACCAACAUUCGUAAACACUUCAUAUGGGAGCAAAUCUUUACAUAAUAUAUUUUUUCUUUAGUAUUGACAUAAUUUACGCAUUUAGACAAGUUUCCUUAUCACAACGACAUUAAAAUGGAUCCGAUUAACGCUGAAGAAGAUAUUCUUAUAGUUAACUUAAAAAAUGGAAUUAAAAAAGUUAUAUUUAAUAGACCUAAGAAAAGGAAUGCUAUAUCAAUAAAGAUGUACAUGGAAAUAACAAAUAUUUUAAAUGAUUCUUCAAAAGACGAUAGCAUAUACAUGGUUGUUUUUACUGGAACGGGACAUUUCUUUACUAGUGGAAAUGAUCUUAAUAUAUUAAGUCCAAGCUCAUCAAAUGAAACUUUUUUUACAAUUUUUAAAAAUUUUAUCGAUGCUCUAAUUACUUUUCCUAAACUGUUGAUAGCUGUCGUAAAUGGUCCAGCAAUUGGUGUCGGAACCACUUUGCUUGGGCUUUGUGAUAUUGUAUAUGCUUCAGAGAAGGCAUAUUUCUACACACCUUUUACUAAAUUAGGUUUCAUAUCUGAAGGUUGUUCUUCGUAUAUAUUUCCAAAAAUAAUGGGACCAAGUAAGGCUAGUGAAAUGUUAUAUUUUGGUUAUAAAAUGGAUGCUAAAGAAGCAAAAGAAUAUCGUUUAGUUGGAAAUAUAUAUAAAAAUGAAGAAGAAGUAUGGAAAUAUCUAAAUAAACUAAGUCAACUGUCUACAAAGUCUAUAAUAGGUAUCAAACGUUUAGUGCAAAAAUGCAAUAAACAAACUUUAUUGGAAAUAAAUAAAGCAGAAGUGGAAGAACUUAUAGAAAUAGUUGAAUCGGGUGAAACUGUUAAUAGAAUAUUAAAUUUUAUGUCAAGUAAAAAUAAAUUAUAACUCCUAUUUUCAUUAACUUUCAAACUUUUAAAUAAUUGUGAUACUAUUAUAAUACUCUUUUUAUAUUUUAUUACAAAACAAUUUGUUUCUCAAGUUGUCGAAUCAUAUUUUUCGGUUAUAGAGUUUUUAAAUAUAAAUGAAAUAUGUUUAGAUACUUGUUUUAACAUGAGCUCCUAAAAAUAGAAAUCUAUAUGAAAAUAUGUAUCUUCCUUUUAUAAUAUUUAAUAUGUUAUCACAGUAAUAACUAUAAUAUAUCAAGGUAUAAAAGGGUUUACAUAAAUGUAGAAUGUUUUAAAAUAAUAACAUCCUUACUAAAA